This is a messenger RNA of Centropristis striata (black sea bass), 1425 nucleotides long. RefSeq names its product interferon-induced protein with tetratricopeptide repeats 1-like. Gene Ontology annotation, cellular component: cytosol. Gene Ontology annotation, biological process: defense response to virus. Gene Ontology annotation, molecular function: protein binding. Bases 1 to 1425 code for a protein of 474 amino acids. NCBI's taxonomy places the organism in Eukaryota, Metazoa, Chordata, Actinopteri, Perciformes, Serranidae. The record is from RefSeq and is a predicted model, not a curated record. The transcript is spliced from 2 exons.
AUGAUUCACACCAGCAGUGUCACCAGUAAAGAAACACCCACCUUCUGGUUCAUCGUUAGUGCCAAUGGCAGAAUAGCUGAUGCCAGAGCAGAUCCUGAAGCCACAUUAACAUGUGCUGCUCAGAGUCAAACUACACUGGUGUCCAAACUGGAGGCCCUGCAGUGCCACUUCACCUGGGAUCUGGACCCCAGCAGGUGGAAAAGUCUUCGUCUCCAGGACCAACUGAAGGACAUCAGCACCGAGGAGGGAAACAGCUGGCUGGGUCACAUUAACAACCUGCAGGGGUUCAUUCAGUACAAGCUGGGCUUCACUGAAGACUGCCAGAAUUUGUUAAACAAGGCUGCAGAGGCCUUCUGCCAGCUGAGAAACGCAGACGAGGGUCCCUGGUUGAUGGUGAACUACGGGAACCUGGCUUGGCUGCACCACCACCUGGGGGACGAAGCAGAGAGUGAGGCUUACCUGUCAAAGGUCGACGCCCUGAUGAAUAAAUACCCGUCUCCAUCCCAGGACGAGCUCCACCCGGAGAUCUACGCUGAAAAAGCCUGGACCCUGAUGGAGUUCACUGCUGACAAAGAAGUGAUUGAAGAAUACUUUGAGAAAGCCAUCAGGAUGCAGCCGGACAUGGUGGAGUGGAAGACCAGCUACGCUUUAGCAUCAAUUAAUGUUUUUAAGUACAGCAGCACAGGGGUGGAGGCUGAAGUCUUGGAGAGAAUGAGAAUCGCCAAGGAACAAGAUCCAGAGAACUUGUACCUCGCUGCUAACUACCUUGUGCAACGUGCUAUAAAAGGAGAAAAGGUUGAAGAUGAAGCUCGUGAGUUAGCACGAAAGGUUUUGAGAAAUCCUGUCAGCAGCUACAGGGGUUUUAAAGCAUUGAUUUGGUUUUACAGAAACUAUGUUUCUGUUGACGAGGCUAUUGAUUUGGUAGAGGAGGCUCUGAAAAAACAUCCAGAUGAGCGUUAUCUGAAGAGAUGUGCUGCCCUCUGCUACAGACAGAAGAUCGUCUGGUGCAGUUAUGGUUGCACAGAGCAAAGUGUGAUCAACAGAGCAAUCACUCUCCAUGAGGAGGUGAUUUCUCUUUACCCUCAUUCUUCUCUCAGGAUGAAAAUAGACCUCGCAAAUAUAUACGCAAAGUCAGGUUACAGUCUGGCUAAAGCUGAGCAGAUCUACCAGGAACUGUUAGAAAGUGACCUGGAACCUGCAGACAGACAGAUGCUGUACACACUGUAUGCAAAACAUCUGUGCUGCAUUCAACAAGAUUACAACAGGUCAACAGAAUAUAACAUGAAGUCAGCAGAGAUACCGCACCAAUCAGAGUUUCGUGAGAACAGCAUCAAACCUUUGAGCGGCGUUAGAGACAAAAACAGGAGCAGAGAAACUAGAGAGAAACUAGCAGAGUUUCUGAGAAACCUGCCGGAGCCACACUAG